AUGGAGGUACAGUCAUUUGUGUACAGCGAGAAGAGCAGUGGGGAGACCUUGGUUGAUAUAAAAGCAAAUUCCGCCGCCUUUUUUCUUGCUGGAAAGCUCCGCGUUGCGGUCCGCUCGGUGGAGAUGAAAGCCGUGCAGGUGGAGCGAGCUGUCCGGGACGGAAUCGAGCGAAGGUUUGUCAUGUGGAUGCUGGGUAGCGGUGUACGAAGUCCGCGCUGUCGGAGUUUGACGAGCGCUCCGGCGCGCUUCCCACGUCUGCGCAUCCGCCUGCGUCUGCUCAGGAGCGCAGCCGCUCCGCUGACCAAAAUGUCCAAAAAACUGUUUGAGCUGGUUGGUGAGAAGUGGAAGGAAGUUUGUGGUUGGGUGAACGUGUUAAACCAUCAGUUUAUUCCAGGAACUGAAGAAGUUAAGACGCUGGAGGUCCUGGUCAUCUUAUUGGUUUUCCCUAAGCAAAACUCCUCCCCUCACUGUCCCUUGAAAAGAGGCGGUAAAGCUGAUGCAAGAGUCUCUCUCAGAAAAAAAGGAACACGCUUUCGACCCAAGAAAAAGGCCCCAACUCGACACUCUGGACUUCAACAAGGAAGAGCUAAAGCCAUCGGACCUGAGAAGAUCACCAGAGGACAGCUGACCCGACUGAAUCCCCAGUCUGCUGUACUCUGUCGAGAAUUCUCCAUCGAUCUACCAGAGAAGGUUGAAGCUCUGAAUGGAAGCUGCGUUCUUCUACCCUGUACAUUUCAGAUUAGAAAGGAAUUUGAUUCAGACUUACAGAACGAUCCUACAGGAAUCUGGAAAAAAUCCUCCUUUCUCCACGUAACAAAUGAUGUAUGGAAUGAAAAUCGCUACACUGAAGUUUUUAACUCCAAACAAUCUGAACAAAACCAGAUUAAAGGGAAAAUAACAGGAGAUCUGAAACAGAAGAACUGCACCACCAUCUUCUACAACAUCCAGGAGAGCAACACUGGAAAUUAUAUGUUCAAAUUAGAAACUCCAGGAGCUCUGAAAUGGAAUUUUAAAGAACGAACUGUUUCCAUAAACGUGAGAAGUAACGUGACUUCUCCCUCAGUGACCCUGUAUAAGAAGAAUCAGAUGGAGGAGCAGAAGGAGGUUCUGGAGGGAACUUCAGUGAGUCUAGUUUGUUCUGCUCCGUCUUCAUGUCCUUCUAACCUCCCAAAUUUCACAUGGAGCUUCCUGCCCGAGGAGAAGAUUCUGAACCAGAACACCAGCUUCAGUUCCUCUACACUGAACUUCAGAGCUUCUCACCUGCAUCACGGCCUCAAUAUCACCUGCACCAUCACCUACCAGCUGGAGAACAAGAACAUCAGAUCAGCUCAGAGUUCUUUUACUCUUCGUGUUCUGUAUGCUUCUAAAAACACCAGGCUGAAGGUAUCUCCAUCAGCUCCGGUUUUCCUGGGCUCCUCAGUGAAUCUGAGUUGCAGCAGUGAUGCCAACCCAGCAGUGCUGAACUUCACCUGGUACAGAAGGAACGGAGAGCAGAUCGGAACUGGGAACCAUCUGAUCAUCAACAAGACUGAUGAGACCCACCAUGGUUUAUACUGUAGAGCUCAAAACCAGCAUGGAGAUCAGAACUCAUCCAUCUACCUGGAUCUUCAGUAUGCUCCUAAAAACACCACGCUGAAGGUAUCUCCACCAGCUUUGGUUCUUCUGGGCUCCUCAGUGAUUCUGAGUUGCAGCAGUUAUGCCAACCCAGCAGUGCUGAACUUCACCUGGUACAGAAGGAACGGAGAGCAGCUCAGAACUGGGAACCAUCUGAACAUCAACCAGACUGAUGAGAUCCACCAUGGUUUAUACUGUAGAGCUCAAAACCAGCAUGGAGAUCAGAACUCAUCCAUCUACCUGGAUCUUCUGUACGCUCCUCAGAUCUCUUUCUCCUCCCGCUGUAACACCGACCACACCUCCAUCCAGUGCUUCUGUGUGGUCCAUGGUUACCCCUCUCCCAAACUGGAGUGGCAUCUCUCUGAUCAAACUCUUCUAAAUGAAUCGACCAUCCAAGAGUCUGUGAGCAACGUGACUUUAAACAGCUCUAUAUCCAUCCAUCUACCACAAACGAAGGCCACGCCCAUCCUGCAGUGUGUUGGCACCAAUCACCUGGGCGUGGCCACUCAGAUCUUCUCCUUUAUUGAUGGAGCUCAGGUUCCUGAUUCAUCUGCAGGUUAG
Molecule: messenger RNA, 2175 nt
Organism: Trichomycterus rosablanca
Lineage: Eukaryota; Metazoa; Chordata; Actinopteri; Siluriformes; Trichomycteridae
Product: myelin-associated glycoprotein-like
Exons: 12
Coding region: 1-2175 (724 amino acids)
Source: RefSeq, a predicted model, not a curated record